Molecule: messenger RNA, 517 nt
Organism: Podospora pseudocomata
Lineage: Eukaryota; Fungi; Ascomycota; Sordariomycetes; Sordariales; Podosporaceae
Exons: 2
Coding region: 178-456 (92 amino acids)
Source: RefSeq, a predicted model, not a curated record
CCCGCAGUGGGUGUGCGCAGCAGCAGCCAGAGUCAAUUGGAAAAGCUUCAGGUUUGAGGGCAAGCUACCCAGCAACACAUCCCAUCCUCCUCCAAGAAUACCAGCGUCGCAGGCCGGGAGCCACUCACCUUCACACCUCUCCUCACCCACCAUUACUCCGACACAAAUCAACCAAAAAUGGUCUCUAGACUCGUCUUCUGGACCGGCUUCGGCCUGGCGACGCGCUUCUGGCAGCUCGGCAUCGAGAUGCGCCCAUUUUUCCACAGAAAGACGCUCUGGGCCUAUCCCGUCUUCGGCGCCGUCGGUGCGAGCUUUGGAUACUGGCUGGAGGGUGUGGAUCAGAGACAGACACAGCUCCUGGAAGAGCGCAAGAACGCCAUUCUGGAGAAGAGAGCGAGGAGGGCAGAGAGGGAGGCUGCGGCUGCUGCUGCCAGCCCUUCGGUUAUCCAGGCUUAAAAAGGAAGGAUAGGAGGGGGUGAUAGGAGUUUGAACAGACAGGCAGUAUGAUAGAGGCAGG